Olea europaea var. sylvestris is the source of this 1077-nucleotide messenger RNA. RefSeq names its product probable ethanolamine kinase. The record is from RefSeq and is a predicted model, not a curated record. Gene Ontology annotation, biological process: phosphatidylethanolamine biosynthetic process; phosphatidylcholine biosynthetic process. The coding region runs from base 28 to 720 and encodes 230 amino acids. Gene Ontology annotation, molecular function: ethanolamine kinase activity; choline kinase activity. The transcript has 7 exons. Gene Ontology annotation, cellular component: cytoplasm. Lineage: Eukaryota; Viridiplantae; Streptophyta; Magnoliopsida; Lamiales; Oleaceae.
UGAUUUUGUUUCAAUUUUUUGACAGACAUGAGAAAACCAAAGCUUGCAGCUGUAAUUGCAAAACAACUUUGCAAAUUCCACCAGGUGGAAAUUCCAGGUUCUAAAGAACCUCAACUAUGGAAUGACAUCUUCAAGUUCUUUGAAAAAGCAUCAAGCCUCAAGUUUGAUGAUAGCGAGAAGCAGGAAAAAUACGAGACAAUUUCCUUUACUGAAAUUCAUCACGAGGUCACUGAGCUCAAGGAAUUGACAGACCCCAUUAAUGCCCCUGUUGUAUUUUCUCACAACGAUUUACUUGCUGGGAACUUAAUGCUUAAUGAUGAUGAAGAGAAACUUUACUUCAUCGACUUUGAGUAUGGGUCUUACAGUUACAGAGGUUUUGACAUUGGGAAUCACUUCAACGAAUAUGCUGGCUAUGAUUGUGACUAUAGCUUGUACCCAAAUAAGGAUGAACAGUACCACUUCUUCAGGAACUAUUUAAAUCAUGAUCAACCGCAUGAGGUACCUGACGAAGAUCUUGAAGCUUUGUACGUGGAAACAAAUGCAUAUAUGUUGGCUUCACACUUAUACUGGGCAUUAUGGGCUUUAAUCCAGGCAAAAAUGUCUCCAAUUAAUUUUGAUUAUUUUGGCUACUUCUUCCUGCGAUUCAAUGAAUACAAGAAGCAGAAAGGCAAGUGUUUCUCGUUGGCGCAAUCUUACCUCUCGAAAUAUGAGACUAAAUAAAAACAAAUCGCUGCCAUCUGUUUGAAAUUAAUGUAGAAUCCCCAGUUUCCCAUUUUUUGGCGUUGUGUUGCUCAUAUGUUCGUCAAUAAUUAUUUUCAUUUGUUGUACCACAUUCAUACCACACUACAAAGAAUUGCGUCGUUUUCGCCUCUAGAAUAUGAACUAAUUGGCAUUGUGAAAGGCUGGAAGUUGAUUUCAUGCCGUUAUGGUGGGAUUUCCAUUUUUGGAUCUGCCAUUGCAUUUAGCAAUGAAUAGAACAAAGUAGCUGGAAACAUUCUUAUAGCUGACCCCAGAUUUAUUGGGAACAAUAAUUAUUAUUGUUGUUUUUUGUUGAGAUUCAAAAACAACCUUUGGAUC